Molecule: messenger RNA, 5307 nt
Organism: Archocentrus centrarchus (flier cichlid)
Lineage: Eukaryota; Metazoa; Chordata; Actinopteri; Cichliformes; Cichlidae
Product: glycerophosphodiester phosphodiesterase domain-containing protein 5-like
Exons: 17
Coding region: 199-1992 (597 amino acids)
Biological process (GO): lipid metabolic process
Cellular component (GO): membrane
Molecular function (GO): glycerophosphodiester phosphodiesterase activity
Source: RefSeq, a predicted model, not a curated record
GCUGAGAGAGGCUCAGCUGCUGCGCGAGACCACUGCCGCAUUCGGCUCGUGCCUCCGGAAAAACUACCGGUCCGACCGGACCGCAGCGGGGAAACUGCCGUCCUUCAGGUAAGGAAGAUCCUGCCUUCCCUCCUUCCUGGCCCACACGUCUUCUCUCCGUUCUGCCUCUCUCUGUGAUGCCGGGCUGUGGCUGACUGUAUGCCUGUGACCAGACUGAAGCUGGGGAAGCUAAAGGUGGUGCGGCGGCAGCUGCUGCAAAGGUAUGAACACCAGCCGUUUGUCUCCUGCCUGGCCGGCCUCUACGGCUGCCAAUGGAGGCGAUACCAGAGAGCCCGGGCCCAGCCGGGAGAGUGCUGCUGCAGCAAGGUGGAGUGUGGCAGUUUUGGCCUCCUGAUCCUCACCUUUUUCCUCAGUUUUGUGUUCCUCUACUUCUGGAGUGAAGCCCAGAACGACUACAAUGACUUCGAUUGGUUUAACUUUGGGAAUCUUGGGUUCUGGUUCCCCUGGUCGCUGGUCCUGCUCGUCAUCGCUGCAGCUCUCUUCACAUACAUCGCCCUGCUACUGGUGCUGGCGGUGUGUCUGCUUUCUGAGGGUCAGAGGUUGUACCUUCACUGGAGCCACAAGUCCGGCAUCGUGGUGACGUUGGUGUUCUCCGUCACAGCCACCGCCAUCCUCUCUGACCUCUGGAGUAAAGAAUGGCAGACCCUCCUCCUCUCCCUGCAGGUCACGGCACCUUACCUGCACGUGGCUGCAGUGUCGCUGAUGGCGGUUCUUUCCUGGCCAAUAGCGUUGCAUUUCUUCCGCAUGAACAAGAAAAUCCGUCAGGUGGCUGUGCUGGCCCUCUUCCUGUCUGUGCUGUUCUCUCUGUACCUGGUUCCUCUGGGAAUGUACUCGCCCUGCAUCAAAGAGGCAGGAACUCUGGGACCUGCCCCCACUCUCAUUGGGCACAGAGGAGCUCCAAUGCUCGCUCCAGAGAACACUGUGAUGUCUUUUGAGAAGGCAGUGGAAGCUGGAGGAGAAGGACUGGAGACUGACGUCACCGUCAGUUUUGAUGGUGUUCCGUUCCUGAUGCACGACUCCACCCUGAAGAGGACCACCAACGUCGCUGAGGUUUUCCCAAACAGGACAGACUUCGACGCCUCCAUGUUCACCUGGGCCGAGCUACAGCAGCUGAACGCUGGCGAUUGGUUCUUAUCGAGGGAUCCAUUUGGUACUGUGUCCUCCCUCUCUGCGGUGGACCGCUCCCAGGCCCAGAACCAGUCCAUCCCCUCACUGGCCCAGUUCCUGGAGGUGGCGGCUCGAAGCGGCAGACUCGUGCUCUUUGACCUGCGCAGGCCACCGCAUGGACACCCGUACAGCCGGUCAUACAUCAACACCACUCUGCAGGUGGUCCAGACCCACAUCAACUCCUCACAGGUGCUGUGGCUGCCGUCUGAAGGCAGGGAUCUGGUCCAAGCUGUGGAUCCAGACCUGCAGCAGACCUCUGGAGAAAAGGCUUCCACCCAGGAGCUGACAGACGGACACAUCACCAGACUGAACCUGCACUACAGCAGCAUGUCUCAGCAGCAGAUCCGGAAGUACCGCUCAGUGAACAUCAGCACCAACCUGUAUGUGAUCAGUCAGCCGUGGCUCUACACGCUGGCCUGGUGUGCCGGAGCCCAGUCUGUGACCACCAACUCCAUCCACAUCCUGUCCAACAUCAACCAGCCACUGUUCCUGAUGACCCCAGAGGAGUACAGUCUGAUGUGGAUCCUUACUGACGUGGUGUCAGCCGUGCUCAUCACUGCAAUCUUCAUAUUCCACUGGUGGAGAGAGCGAGGCCUGCCCUUCUGGUCCGGCAGCCGUCAGACUCACGAGAAUGGACCGUACAGCAAGUUCAGGACAGAGCUGAGCGACGUGUGGUCCAUCUCCAGCGUCACCGUCCGGCCGGAUUUACGGAGCAUGCCGAAUUCACCCAGCACCCCUCACCUCCCCACCAUCACAGAGGAGUGAGGGGGAGGGAGGAGGGGAUAAGGACCAAAGGGGUGGAAACUUGUUCAGAGUGUGAUGAAGCCCCAUCAAACUUUCUGAUCUUAAGCUUUUGUUAUUUCAUUCAUUGCUGCUUAUAAUAGUCAGUCUAUUAUUUAGCAUCAGUUUAACGCCCACAAACUCGAUGUGGCUCGAUGGGACUGACAGCCAACGCAGCCUCUGUCACCACAUUUAAUCCAAAACUGUGAGCGGUGCAGAGGUUUCUGACACAGGUGAACAACAGCUGGAAAUAAAAAUCCUUCAUUUACCAUCAGAGACGGAGCAGAGAGAGCGUGGACACGAGCCCCGGCGGUCUCCAUGCUGUAAUCUCACGAUGCCACUGAGCUCCUCAGUGUGAGGACAUUAAACGGAGCAGAGGAGGGCGUUUCCAUCUCUGCUCACUCAGCAGCAGCUCAGCGAUGGAGAAACUGAGCUCCACCAAUGAAAGAAGAAAAGAAUGAAUAUCUGCAGCUGCAGUGAUUCAUCGGCUUCGUGUUCUUGCUUCUGCUGAUGGAGGAGGAGAAUCUCUGAAACACUGAGGACUCUUACAUAUAAGCUUCCUCAUUUUCAGCUGUACAGACAUCAGGUGCAUCAGACUAAACCUUAAACCAUGUCUUAAAUGAUCAUUUGUGAUUCGGUGUGUGAGCUGAUUGACUGACAGAAUGAAUGUAAAGGCUCAGGAAGGCACUGUUAGUGUUAAUCGGUGGGGCUGUAGAUCCAGCAGGCCAGGAGACGAUGACCACCCCAUCGAGAGAGGAGGAGCUUAAUCUGUGGUAAUAUAGCAUCAUUAGUGGGUAGGUUUAUUUUUUAUAUUAAUAAUAAACCUGCAGAAUAAAGAAUAACUAAACCUUUAAGGUAAAUGUAGAGGUGCGUGCUGCAGGUGUUGCUGUUAGAGAGCGUGACAAACGUGACAGCAGUGACACACUGAGCAUUCAGCCUGUCUGCAUCCACGUUUCAUCCUGUUAGCUCAAACACAGCUGGGCGGUUCCAGGUGUGAGGAUCACCUUCCUUCAUGUUGCUGAGCAGCUGAUUAGACGCUCAGUGACUUUGAACCUCUGAAGGUUCACAGCGUCACUCAUGGCACCUCUUCUUUGUAGCGUGUGUGUGUGUGUGUGUGUGUGUGUGUGUGUGUGUUAAAGGCAGAUUACAGUUUAUGGAUUUGUGAGUCCAAGUGAUGAUUUUCUCAUCACAUGUGAAGCAUGAAGCUCCAUACGGACAUCUGCAAGGACAGCUGUGCAUCCGUGACCAGCCUUAAUCCUACCAGGAACGUUAGAGCAGGAACAUCGAUAUCAGAGGUUUCACUGACUUGAUGCUGAACUCUGAUCAAAAAGUGCUCCUUUAGUUAGUUUUUUUUUUUUUUGGAGGAGUGAACCCUGACCCCGUGUCUCUUCGGUAAAUCUUCACAGAAGUUUUUUGACACUUUUUUCUUCUGUGCCAAACGUCCUGGCCCUGAAUCUCAGAUUUUUAAUGAAUUCUAAGACUUGAAUGAAUCUUUGGAAAUGUUUUAAUUUCUGAUUUUGUUGGAAACUGGGCUGAAGGAGACUUGAGGCCUUUGUUUGUGUCCUUUGCCACACUUCAGUCCCACGCUGGGGCCCACACUGUCCUGGCUUUGGUCCAGUUAGGGUCCAAGUCUGCAGUCAGAAGGUGACACAAGACCUCCGAAUGAUGAAUUCAUCUUGAAAUAAAAGAAUCACAUCUGACUGUAAACAUGCUGUGCCGUGAUAUGAAUGUGUGCUUUGACAGUGUGUCACUGGCUUAGCUUCAGUUAUGAAUCCCUGUAGCAGCACCUCCAUAUUUAUUCCUUUAAAUAUGAUGAUUUCCACCAUAAGACUUCACGUGUAGCUCCGGAUUUUCUUUGGAGGUCGAUUCUUCUCCGAUGUGUUGGAUUUCACUUUUACUUUAUAUACAUUUUUUUUCUUAAGUUGUUUUAGUUGAAAAGCAUCCAGAAGAACAGGUGGCACAGCAGAGGCUGAAAGCAGCAUUAAUAAAUCUGUACAGCAUAUUUAUCAACAUGUUAACUAAAAUCUACUCAAAAUCAUCAAAUGCAGUUUGUGACCAAAGAAAGCUGCUAGAGUACCUUUGUGUGAGUCAGACCUGAAAAUGCAGUUCAUCCUCCUCUAGCUGGGCACACAGCGCCACCUGCAGGCAGGUUGUCAUGCUUUUUAAGGCUCCACUGAGACUUCAGGCCAAGCUGGGGGGGUUAAUCAGUUUGAAACGAGCUCCUUUCCGCCCUUUAAGCAUACUUUCCUCUGAUUGGCUUCCCCUCUGCAGGUGAGUGGGGCUAUGCGCUGACAUCAUGCUGAACCACAGCUAGGAAAAAAAGAAUUGCCUGAAACCAUUAAAAAAUGGAUGUAGUUUGCCACUGCAGAAGUGCCUCAAAACUGCAUUCUUUUUAAAGGCCAGCAGGGGGCGAUACCUGUGGUUUCCAUAGAAGUGUGUGAAAAUGGCGCCCUUUCUCUGUGAACACGUUCCUGAUGGCUUCUUGUUUCAGGUCAUAUUGAAUACACAGGGUUAAUUAUUAGUAAAUGGAUUAUUAAAGUUGAGGGUGAACUCACUGGCUGUUGAUCACAGGUUGAGUGUUUUUGCAGAUUCUUGCUGUUUUACAUCGUUCUCACAUGCAGGCUGUCUGCAUGAUAGUCAGUAAAGAUGCUGCAAGCAGACUUAAAUUUGUGUGUUCAAACUUUAUUACAUAAAGCUUAUCACUGGUUAAUAUGAGCCACAUUUCAUCCAGACUCAUGAGCAGAAUUAUCGUGCAUGGUUAAGUUUCUCUGCAAAGCUACAAACAAAGGCGUUGAUGUUUUUUUCUAACUUGGUCGUAAUCAGUAGCAUCUCUGCUUUGCUGUCCUCAUCCCUGCAGGAGUGUUCUUAAACCAGGCAUUUGUUAGGUGUUGGUUACCUUUUCAGGCAGAGCUGUCCUGAUCCUGGAGUGCUGCACGCUGAGGUCCUGCUCGUUAGCUGCUCGUUAGCUGUGACUCAUCUUUGAAGAUGUCGUAUAUGUGAGGAAGUCCACAUUUAAAAAACGUGCAGGCAGAGCGGAGACUAAACCUGUCAAACCAGAAAAUCACUGAAACGAGGAGCGCAUCAAAUACGUAUCGCUUCCUGUUGAUUCUGAAUAAGCUUCAUACUGAGAUCUGUGCUAUAAUGUAAUAAUAUAAAGCUAGUAUUAUAGUGAAGCUGCUAUUUUUUCACACAGUGAAAUAUCAUUUUUUUACAUCUUGUGCUGUGCUGACAUUUUAUUUUAUGAAGGAUUUUUUGUUUACUGUAACUUUCCUGAUUAAACGCUAUCAUCUGCAAUUAAAA